Molecule: messenger RNA, 1096 nt
Organism: Macadamia integrifolia
Lineage: Eukaryota; Viridiplantae; Streptophyta; Magnoliopsida; Proteales; Proteaceae
Exons: 9
Coding region: 418-816 (132 amino acids)
Source: RefSeq, a predicted model, not a curated record
CUUAAGAGUAUAUUACAAGAAUACAAAAAAACGUUACUUUUCUAUCAUUCUGCAUCCUCAAAAGAAUAAAAACCCUCCACAACCCCGCAAACCCCAUUACUGCAACUCCCGAUCAAAAAUCCCCAAAUCCGCCGCUUCCCUGCAACAGGUUCUCUCUCUCUCGGUCGACGCUUCCCUGCAACAGGUAUUGUCUCUCACAAGAACCAUAAAACUGGUUUCAAGCUCAAGAUCGUGACUCAAAGGGGCUUUCAAGGGUUCUCCUGCAACAGAAGGAUUUCUGCUAUUACGUAAUCAUUCGCACUUUCCAACGGAGGCGAGUCGCUCUUCGGCUACCACCAGUAAUCACCGCAGCAGCGAUGUCUGAGUUUUAGCUUCCGGCAAAGUGGAGAGAGAGGCUUCAAGGUUUAUGUAUUGGUUAUGGGUGAUUCAAACAAUCCUCGUUUUAGAUGCCCUCACUGUGCUGGUCCUCUUUCCAAAGAAAUGGAAACCAGCAAUUGGACUGUUCCACCGCUUGUCAGGGAUAGCUUUUCCAUGAUUGGUUCUGCUGUUGGUGGCACAACAAGUGCAUUCUAUGGGUUUAAUCAUGCAAUGCCAGUUGUUCAAAGAUGUGUAAAAGGGCCUAUGUGGUUGCAUUUCCUCAUUGGUGCUCCACCUGUAAUAGUCUUUUCUUCAGCUUGUGCAGGGUUGGCAGGUGGUGCCAUUCCAGCUCUAGCGCAACUUCUCUCUUCAGCUUAUCAUGCUGCAAUCUCGUCAUCAUUGCCUCCAUCCACAGCACAGGAUGGUAAGAUGCAUGAAUCAAGAACCUCUACUCUGUGAUUCAUUCUCUUUGUGCAGAGCUUUUCAAGGAAUGAAUUUCCCCCCAAACCCCCACCCCCAGCCCCACCCCCACCCCCACCCCCACCCCGGCGAUGUUAAAUGGACCACUUGAGGGUUGUAUAUUGUAGGAAUUUCAACGAUGGGUUAAAUAAACACUCUUUAUCCACCCAAAAAAAAAAAAAAUGAUUUAUUGAGGUACCAAGGUACAGAUGGUCCCUGUAUUUUUUGGCUUGAUAAAAACUCAAUCCUUGUUGACUGUGUCAAAGUGAAAUUCCUAUCA